GGGGAAGACGACGAAGAGGAAGGGAAAGGAAGGAGAUGGCGAGGAAGACGAUGUGGAGCGAAGAAGAAGAAGAAGUAGAAUGCCGAAACCGGAAACACGAACUUGACGACGACGGUGGGGGUUUGGCACACACAUAGAGAGCCUUGCUUAUCUCGCCAGCCUGGAGUACAUUCCAUUGCUUCAGUCGGAAACUCCCAAACGCCCCCAAUUUCACUGAGGUCGCACCGGAGACGGCCAUACGGUCACUUCCGUUGCUGAGUUAGGGUCAAGGGAUCAGCGGGAGAGCUCCGAGAAGGGGAGAGUGGGUGGAGCGGGAGCGGUUGGUCGUAUUUUGGCCAAACCCACAGCGGGGGAGCUAGCGAGGAAAAGCGUGUAUUAAAAAAUCACCAUCCUUUGAAGCCAGCAUUGCGGACAACAUAUGUAGUUGUGCAGGCUGUCAAAAGAAGUAGUUUUUGGGUUUUGGAACUUUGAUCACGGUCGUUUGCUGGGUGAAAGAGUGAAGGGAGAGGAGAUGGUGUGAGAGUUAGUGUUAUCAAUAUUCAAACUGUACUUGCUUAUUGUAAUUACCUCGGAGGGGACCAAGUAGAGUUGGAUUGAAAGACCUCUUUACGGGUGAUAGGACAACCUGGUCGUGAUUUUCAACAAGCGGAAGGUAUACAUAGGCAAGCGUGUUGGAGUUUUCCACAUCGUGCACAUUUGUUGGGUAGGGGUUAUAGUUUUAAGAAGAGGCGAAUUUGAAGACGGAGAAAAAAGGCAACAUGGACGGAGAAUUCUGGACUGCUCGGAUGUCAACUUCAAAGCGCCAUCAUACAUUUCAGUCCCCUCAAUCUCUUAUCGAUCGUCAAAUUAACCUAGAUGAUGUGGAUGGUGAUGAGGAGCUGCGGGCUGAGUUUUCGUGCCCUUUCUGUUAUGAAGAGUUCGACAUUUCUGCUCUCUGCUCACAUCUCGAGGAUGAACAUUGUUUUGAAUCUAGGGCUGCUAUGUGUCCAGUAUGUGCUGCAAAAAUAUCGAAGGACAUGGUGGGCCACAUUUCGUCGCAGCAUAUUCACCUAUCUAAGAUGCAGCGCCGAAGGAGGUUCAGGAGAGCUGGAGUUCCAUCUAGUUCUACCUUCUCAUUUCUUGGUAAGGAGCUCUGCGACGCGCACUUGCAGGCUCUUCUAGGUGGUACAUCUCGGUCAUCUGGCAUAUCAAACGCUGCCGACCCACUUCUCUCAUCGUUGGUGUACAACGUUCCCAUACCAGAGACUGAAGAUCCUCCAAAACCCACUGCUGUGACGGAGGAACAACCAACGAAGUUUUCUCUGAGCCAGCAAUCGAAAUCCAGUGUGGAGAAUUUGCUUACUGCGGAGGAGCGAGAGGAGAAGCUAAAGCAUGCUAACAUGCGCGCUGAGUUUGUACAACAACUUGUUCUAUCAACACUUUUGGGUGACAACUGAGGAGCUAUCUAUUGUGCAUUCAAUCACUGCCACACGAUCAUUUCUAGCAAGAUUCGGACGAAGAACUGCAUUGCAUGGCUUUGCUGCCUUCCCGUCUAGACCAUUUCUCCGGUGCUGAGAAGCAUCCCGUAUGAGCAUCCUUUGCCAGGAGACCGUAAUGCAUUAUCAUAAGGCUUGUAUAGGGUAUCAGAAUGCUUAGAUUACCACGAGGCGAAAAUCUGGCAUGGCAGCUCAAGGAUGCAGAUUAUUGGAGUCCUGUAUGCAGCAAAUUCUUGCUGUGCUCUUGUAGGGUCCAAAUAAUGGGGCCUGGAUUGUAGUAUUGUAUAGAAUAUUAAGGCCGUAUUAAUGCCUAUUUUCAGGCAAUUAAAGUGCAGUUACUCGUAUC
Messenger RNA from Physcomitrium patens, 1821 nucleotides. RefSeq names its product protein DEHYDRATION-INDUCED 19. Lineage: Eukaryota; Viridiplantae; Streptophyta; Bryopsida; Funariales; Funariaceae. The record is from RefSeq and is a predicted model, not a curated record.